Molecule: messenger RNA, 924 nt
Organism: Geodia barretti
Lineage: Eukaryota; Metazoa; Porifera; Demospongiae; Tetractinellida; Geodiidae
Source: the annotation of a GenBank genome assembly
CUGUUGACCGAGCCUUCCGAAGUACAAUAGGGGCUGUCGAUUCUGUAGCUACUGCUCUCUGGCAACUAUGUCUAAUCAGAUUAGUGUGGCCAAGAAUCAACGGUUUAUGUAAAGAGGCGUGGCAUCUUUCGCCCGGUUGUUUCUGAGCGGCAGCCCUAUUUCAGGACUAAAUAACGACACUCGUGCUGAACCGCUCACUCCCCUAUACAGUUGACUAUCCAUGAUUUUGCCCGAGUCCAAGAGGCUCUGUGGGCCGCAAGAUCAAAAUGGGAUAACAUUGGAACCCGACUCAAACUAGACGUCCACGAGCUGGAGAGCAUUGAAGCGGAAGGAGGGAUGAGUCUUGACAGGAAGUUCAACCUCAUGAUCCAGACAAGGUUGAAGAAGAUUGAGCCAUGCACCUGGAGAGAUCUCUACGAUGCAUUAAAUCAUCCUACUGUUGCCAUGUCCGAUGUGGCAUGUAAACUUGUACCAUACCUACCACCUGUUGUGGCUCCAACUGAAACUGGAGAUACUGAUGGUGUAGCACCAGCUGCGUCAGUUACCACAUCUCCUUUUGUAACUGGCCCCCAAAUUGACAGCAAAGGUUGGAUGUAAUUAACCCUCGGCGCAAAUGCGGCGAGGGUUGCAGUAGUUGGUUUGUCUGUCUAUGUGUGUGCCUGUGUGUGUGGCGACGCUUAUUCUGGCACUACAGGCUACGAGGCGGCCUAUUAGCGGCUUCAGGACUACGCGAGCCUGAAAAAUAAAAGGGUGAUUUUCCUCAAACGAUUGCGUUCGAGAUAUAUGCCAUGAAGCAAGUGAAAAAGCCAAAAUACAUAAUCGCACUGGGCUUACCGCGACCUGAUCCGCUCGCUCCUGUGUACCUUGGGGGCUCAGGAAUUCACAACGAAUGGCAUGUAUCGACUCUCGCAUGCUGUAUCUACU